AUGGAUGUGAAAAGUACGUUCCUAAAUGGGGUUUUACAGGAGGAAGUAUAUGUAGAACAACCUAUAGGAUUCAAAUAUCCUUACAAUCCUGAUAAUGUAUAUCAUCUUAGAAAAGCUCUCUAUGGGCUGAAGCAAGCCCCUAGGGCUUGGUAUGAUUUGUUGUCAUCCUAUUUGCUGAAUAAAUGGUAUGUCAGAGGAGCUAUUGACAAAACUUUGUUUGUCAAAAAGACCAACAAGGACUUGAUUGUUGCCCAGGUUCAUGUCGACAACAUUGUUUUUGGGUCUACAUAUGAAUUUCUUGUAAAAGAAUUUACUGAAGUUAUGAGCAGCGAAUUUGAGAUUAGUAUGUAUGGGGAGCUGAGCUAUUUCCUAGGCCUGCAAGUCAAGCAACAAGAUCAUGGUAUCUUCAUUUCUCAAACGAAGUAUGCAAAUGACUUGGUAAAGAAGUUUGGUAUGAGUUCUGCCAAACCAACAACGAAUCCCAUGGCUACACACAACAAAAUUGAUGCUGACCCAUCUGGAAAAUGUGUAGAGCAAACACUUUACAGAAGCAUGAUUGGAAGCCUUUUAUAUUUAACAGCCAGUCGACCCGACAUCUCAUUCAGUGUUGGUGUGUGCGCUCACUUUCAAGCACAUCAAAAGGAGUCGCACUUGAAUGCAGUCAAGAGGAUCAUCAGAUAUGUAAGUGGUACUCCAACGUUAGGUUACACCGAUGCGGAUUGGGCAGGAAACGUUGAUGAUAGGAAGAGCACAUCUGGAGGGUGCUUUUAUGUAGCCGAAGCGGAAUACAUCGCUGUCGGAAGUUGUUGCACACAAUUACUAUGGAUGAAGCAAAUGAUGAGUGAUUAUGGCAUUCAGCAAGAGACAAUGCCAAGCAAUCGUGCCUUGAGGUGUGAGCAGCUGAGACAAGAGUUGUGCCAUCUCUUGUUGACGAAGGAAGACAAGAUCGCUGGUUGGGUUGAGCAGCAAAGGCGAGUAGGCAAGUCUGCCUUGUGA
This is a messenger RNA of Prunus armeniaca (apricot), 996 nucleotides long. The record is from the annotation of a GenBank genome assembly. Lineage: Eukaryota; Viridiplantae; Streptophyta; Magnoliopsida; Rosales; Rosaceae.